Molecule: messenger RNA, 834 nt
Organism: Sparassis crispa
Lineage: Eukaryota; Fungi; Basidiomycota; Agaricomycetes; Polyporales; Sparassidaceae
Exons: 6
Coding region: 1-834 (277 amino acids)
Source: RefSeq, a predicted model, not a curated record
AUGGCUAGAUCAAAAUGCUCUGAAGAAGAGCAAAGCCGCCUCCGGCUGCGCUACGAUCUCGUUGCCAUAGAUUUUCCCGAAAUCCUCGCCAAAAAGCCAACCAUUCGGACAGCGAAGAAUCCCCAGAAUGGGAUCACCUUGAAACUCGAGAAAGAAGUCAACGACGCAAACGUGCCAGGUGGAGUUAUCGGGGUCAAGAGUCGUGCAAUCUGGCGACAGUGCGUAGGCUCCCGUGAGGGCCUGUCCGUCGACGGCGUCACUGCCAAACGCGCUGCUGACAUAGCUUGCGUGGAGAAGUGGAUGAGGAACUACCUCCAGCGGGACGAGGUUAAUGCUGAUGACGAGACACGGAUAAUAGAGUUUUACGGAUUGGAAAGGAAGCUGGGCUACCCUGGUCAUCCUCUGCAAACUGAGAGACCGGACGGCGAUGCAGGAGAGGGUAGUGCUGAAGGAGAGAAUGCCCUUAGGCUCGACGUGACGGCCGACUCUGUCGACGACAUGAAACCUGCUGUUGGCUUGAAGCGCAGAUUUUCGCCAUCCAUCCAUGAUUGGCUUGAGAAAACCGGACCCGUGCUGCCCGAGGACUCCAAAGCAGGAGUAAAAAAGGAGGAGAUCGUUGAUUUGUCGCUGAUUCAGACAGCAAGUGGGGGCAGUACCCAGCACCUUAACACCAAUAUGGUCCCGGAGAGCUCUUCACCUUCUGGGACUAAGCGUACCAAGAUGAUCUCAGUAAGGCGUUCCGGGGUUUCCAGAGGCACGACGGUCAAACCUAAAGCACAAGCUAGAAAGGGGGUGUUUGAACUCCGCAGUGUCUUUCCUAGCUACAUACCCUAG